AUGGGUCUAUGUGCUGCCAUAUUGGAGAGGGAAACGCCGAGACCUGACAAGGGUAGGGACACUGUCUUGUGGAAGCAUGGGAUUGAUGACUAUCAAGACCAUUUCUCCACUAAGAGCACGUGGGAACAAAUAAGGUCUAAGCGGGCUGUAGUAGAGUGGAGUCGAGUUGUUUGGUUCACGCAAGGAGUUCCACGAUUUGCUUUCAUUACUUGGUUGGCUAUGAAGAAUAAAUUGUCUACAGGUGAUCGUAUGAGGCAAUGGGGGAUGGUACAAGGCUGUGAGCUCUGUGGAGAAAGGGAUGAAACGAGAGACCAUAUCUUUUUUGCUUGUCCUUAUACCUAUACAGUGUGGGAAAGCUUGGCUCGGAGACUUGUUGGUAGAGGCAUAAACCCCGACUGGCAAUGGACAGUACAACAUAUACAGAGAAUGCGGCCGUUGGAAAUGGACACUAUCUUGGCCAAACUUCUGCUGCAAACCACAAUCUACCAUGUCUGGCGGGAGAGGAAUGCGCGACGACACCAGCAGACUAGAGUCCCCACUGAUCACUUGCGCCGGAUCAUAGAUAAGGCAGUGCGAAACAGAAUUAUUUCACUUAAAUACAAGUAUGCUCACAAGUAUGGAGGAUUACUUCAGAGAUGGUUCCUACUCACUUCCUAA
Messenger RNA from Brassica napus (rape), 657 nucleotides. RefSeq lists its product as uncharacterized. NCBI's taxonomy places the organism in Eukaryota, Viridiplantae, Streptophyta, Magnoliopsida, Brassicales, Brassicaceae. The transcript has a single exon. The record is from RefSeq and is a predicted model, not a curated record. The coding region runs from base 1 to 657 and encodes 218 amino acids.